AUGGCGAGCGCCCUCCAUCGCCUUUUCGCCGCUCGGAAGGCAAAGGCUGCAAAGAAGAGGGGCCAGCAGCAAGCGACGGGGUCUGGCGUUGCUGGCAUCGCUGUCGAAUCAUCACGAAGAGUAGACUCACAAAGGCAGGAAGCAGGCUCUUCGCAAGAACGUGAAUCAUCAUGGCAAGAAGCAGGCUCUUCAUCGCCUCGCCUCACCACGCAAUCCCUGCAGGGACCGCCAAGCCAGCGCUCCUCGCUCGACGCGUCCUCUAUCCUGUCGGGCUCCAUGUUGCGCAAUGCCUCGGCGUCGAGGACAACGCAGGACGAGCAGCGUGAACCUGAGGAAGACGACGACGACCCUCAACUCUCACCCGUCUACCUGGGUCUCGCCAAAUUGCCCUCUCUCCUCGCCAGCGCCACGCUGGUCGUCGUGCCGAGCAAGGAGGCGUAUACGAGUGCUGGCCUAGACGAACGCCUCUUGGCCGAGCCUGCUUGGCUCUCUCUGUCAGCAUACGCUCCCAGUCGACUAUUCAGAGACCAUUAUCAGAGCCUCACCGUCGAUGGUGAUUCGUCUUGGCGAUCUGUCUCCGUCGACCUGCAUUUCAACGCGCCUGGCGAGGUGCUCUUCACAUUGAGCGGUUCCUCCAAGAAGCAGUGGCAGAGAAGCUGCAAGGUACUCACAGAGACAUCGGUGUAUCGCUCUGCGCCGAGGGGAUUUGAGAUGGUCGGCAGGACGCAGCCUUCCUCGCGCAAGCUUACGCUGGUCGUGGUUGACGGGGUCGUCGCGCUGCCCGAGGAUCUUCACAUGAAGAGGAGCGACAGCAACGCUUCGAGCGCUGCUGCGCACAGCCCUGCUGCUCGCUUCGUCAUCUCCCCUCCUCUGCACGACACCAACUCCAGCUUGUCUGGCACCCGCAACUUCUGGGCCGACGUGCUCUUGCUCCAUGACCCACCGCCCUCGCUACACGCCCUCCGCUCAGCCCUCGCAGACGCGUACACCAUCAUCGCCACGAUGACGCAAGAGUUCACGACGACCUUCGUCCUCAUGCCGCACUUUGAAGAGUACAAUCGAUACAAGCUGCGCGACGGCAUCCUAGCCAAAGCGUGGGAGUCGCUCGCUUCACCAGCCCUCGACGCUCUGGCGCCAGAGCAGAGGCGUCACCUCUUCCUCGCGAUGGAGAAUGUCAUGCUCGGCUUUGCGCAUGAGAGAGUCUUUCCCGCCCAAAGCGGGGAGGACAAGCUGGCAUCGGUGUUGGAGACAUACAGAGAGUGCCACGUCGGACUACGAGAGCUGGGAGCGACCACGCCUGCGCUGCUCAAGAGGCCGGCGAGGCUGCAGUCGGCGAUCAAUAUCGUGGGUGCCUGGGCAGAGCGAGAAGGGGAUAUCAGCUCAAUGUUGAAGGAAGUCUUGCUCAGCGCGCCUGGGCGCGACGUAGAUAAACUGCGAGCGCUCGUCAAUCCUGCCGCCCACACCCACCGCUCGUACGACUAUGAACUCGGCCUCGACGCCGCGCAAGAUGGACAGAUACCCGCAGCAUUCACGCCGCUUGACGUACUCGCCACGCUCCGCAGCGCAAUCGACGCCUGCAUGGCCGCCGCGGCUCGAGGCAUGCCCAUGACCUCGCCGUCAAGCAGCAGUCUGCCCCUGCUCGGCUCCAAGUCUGCCCCUGCGCUCAGCACAGACGACCUCCUACCCGUACUCGCCCACGUCGUCAUUCAAGCCGCACCUACAUUGAUGACUACGCGGCUAAGAUAUGUACGCUCGCUUGGACUGUCCGACCUUACCGCGUCUGACCAAGAGUGGGCGCUCGUCACUUUUGAAGCUGUAGAGCGCUGGCUUUGCAGCGACCCACUCGGACUGCUGGGCGGCACGAUCAAGGCGCGACCGAGCAAUGCCCGCUCCGUGAGCUCGUCCUCGUCUGGUGGUGCAGAUGAAGCGCCCCGCCUUCGUCGCCUCUCACUCCCCGCUACGGCCCUCUUCGAUGGUUUCAAAGUACCUGGCGCGCCUGCAAGUGCGACAAAGGGCUCUCCGAUCCUCGCCUCGGUCAGCCGCCACUCGAGUAUACGGAGCGCGGAAUCCGCGUCUACGCAUUCUCGCCCACACAGCCCGCGUGGGGACCUCACCAUACGCCCACAGAUUAUCACGAGGUCAUCAUGGCGUUCGGAGACCUCGCAGCCGACGUCGCCGACGCUGAAGGACGGCCACUCAAUUCCACCUCGCCAGCUCGGUGUCUCUUCAGCGAUGGCAAGAUCAAGCAGCGCAACACGGCACGGCUCCUCCUCGCCGACAUCGUCUGACAUGGCGCGCGGCAAGAGCGAGGGCGCGACACGUCGACGAUCGUUCGGGAGCGCGAGCGUCCUAAUGGCUGCGCAGAGUCCGCCGCAAGAGGAUUUGUCGCCACGCCUACCAUCUUCGGCGACAUCGUCUUGGCUUCCCUGGGCGUCAUCGCAGUGGCCGUCUCUCUCUUACAGGACUGACACCACAUCCUCGCGACCACCGCAGUCGAGCCCGGCAGCAGCGGCGUCGAUGUCGGACUACGCCGCUUCAUCGUCAGGUGGUGACAUAUCGCACAUUUCCCUUGGCGGCGGCUCACGCGUGUCUCAGCCGCCCCUUGAGCCCUUCCCGAGCGAGUCGCCUACAUUCCCGAAGAUUACGGCCAAGCCGGAGCCUGCGCUCUCCUCAUCGAUCUCGUUCUCUGGCUCAUCCUCACCGGCCGAACAGCGACGCCGCGUGCGGACUCGGUCGAGACUGCUCUCCAACCCUGGCGGUGGGGUGACCAUCUUGCCUCCGAGAACCGCUGCUGCAGCCCCUGCUGGUCAGGGUCAAGAGGCAGAGACGCUGUCCUCAGCCGCGGUGCUCACCAUCGAAGCGAGGGCUGUCCUUUCACGACCGCGCGAAAGAGCAUCGGCUUCUUUCGUUGCGACGUCGGGCGGCGCUGCUGCGGAAAGGGAUGCAGCGUAG
Messenger RNA from Jaminaea rosea, 2952 nucleotides. RefSeq lists its product as hypothetical. Gene Ontology annotation, biological process: early endosome to late endosome transport. Bases 1 to 2952 code for a protein of 983 amino acids. The transcript has a single exon. Gene Ontology annotation, molecular function: SNARE binding; guanyl-nucleotide exchange factor activity. Gene Ontology annotation, cellular component: plasma membrane; tubular endosome; late endosome. The record is from RefSeq and is a predicted model, not a curated record. NCBI's taxonomy places the organism in Eukaryota, Fungi, Basidiomycota, Exobasidiomycetes, Microstromatales.